Molecule: messenger RNA, 1690 nt
Organism: Microdochium trichocladiopsis
Lineage: Eukaryota; Fungi; Ascomycota; Sordariomycetes; Xylariales; Microdochiaceae
Product: SAM domain-containing protein
Exons: 3
Coding region: 126-1598 (490 amino acids)
Biological process (GO): signal transduction
Molecular function (GO): protein binding
Source: RefSeq, a predicted model, not a curated record
CGCCUUUGGCUGACGAGCAUCACAACCAUUUGCCUCCAGGCUGACCGUUACGAUAUACCCCUCAACACGCACGAGCGCAAGCUUAUCACUUUUCUGCGGUCUUGUGCCGCGCUUGGGAAGGCAUCAUGAACUUCGACACGGGCACUGCUUAUGCAGAGUCCGAUGCUGACGACGAGUACGAGAGAAGCGUACACACAAGCUCUCCCAUCCAUGCCAACGAUGCCGACAUGACAGACUCUGAGGGCGGCAAUUCCACCGAACACACCCCCACGACGUACGGCCGCCGAAGCAGCCCAGACCGCCUGCCAGAGACCAUCAUUUCUGAGUGGACAGCAGACGAAUGUGCCGACUUUAUCGAUACAAUAGGGCUCCCGCAGUACGGUGACCUCUUCGUCGAAAACGACAUUGUCGGUGAGGCCUUGGUGGCUCUGCUCCACGACGAUCUGAAAUCCAUGGGCAUCAACAGUGUUGGGCAUCGAUUGACCAUACUCAAGAGUGUGUACGACGUCAAGAAGGCCCAAGAUGUGCCCGUGGAGAGUGAUCACUAUGUCCCUCUGACCGCGGAUGCCGAGGCACAGUAUGCGACGGCUACCCUCAAAGAUAUCAAACAACUGGUCGACCAGCUGCGCCUGCGAGACGAGAGAAUGAACCUCUUCGAGCAGGAUCUGCGACGAAUGGCCGAGGACUUCAGAAGGCUGCGUGAAGACAUGCUGCCGGCCCUGCGACUGGCCAAGAAUGCUCAGCAGCCCCUCCCGAACGUGUCGAGCGGCUCCAAUAACAUGCCUCAGGGCUAUGGAAAUUAUGAGCCCUCAAUCCUUUCGCCACCUGCCCCGACGCCUUCUUCAGUGCAGUCUUCGCAGGGCUCCAGCGGCGGAAUCAAGAGAACGUGGUCGACCAAGAAGAUUAUGCUCGGAGGGUCAGCACCAAAGGCUAGUUCAUCACCGACGCACCUGCAGGUCACGCAUGAAAGGCCUCUUGUCGAGCAGACCUUAGACCCAGCAAGCGCGGCAGAGCGCGCUGUUCUUUCCUCCUCUCACCUUGCGGCCAUGAACGGACAGGCAACAUCUCCUGGCUACUCUCCAAAUAUUCCCUCGCCAACUUCUCCACCGACACUGGGCAGUGGCACGUUUGCAUCCAAGUCAUACCGGACGGACCAGCCCACGCCCUCGACGCGAUCAACCUUCCCGACAAACGAUCCCUACGACCCAAAAAGCGCCCAGGCUCCGAGACGAAUGCAAACGCCCGCACCCGAGACACCUGGGUCCAGCUCAGCAUCUGUCGAAAUCUUCAAGUCGUUCCGAGUCAGCAUGGAUGACCCAUGCUACAAGGUCCUUCCGGCGGCUCUGAAGAAGUACAACAUCAACGCUCCACCAGACCAGUAUGCACUGUAUAUCGUGUACGGCGACCAAGAGCGCUGCUUGGGGAUGCACGAGAAGCCUCUCAUUCUGUUUAAACAGCUUGACAAGGAGGGCAAGAAGCCCAUGUUCAUGCUGAGGAAAACAGCACCAGCCGCAGGUGAUGGUGACGUGCCCGGAAGCGCUGGCUUGAGUUCUGGGGGUCGUGGCAUGUCUUACGACCCGCCAGGUGGAAUCAUAUGAACGGGCCAACAAGCACAAUCCACUCUGAGGGCAAACACCUCCAUAUGUCCAGAGCAUGGCAGUAUCUUGCCUAUUCUGGGCAACUCGAUGGC